This is a messenger RNA of Esox lucius (northern pike), 1927 nucleotides long. RefSeq names its product transmembrane protein 97 (gene tmem97). The transcript is spliced from 3 exons. Gene Ontology annotation, cellular component: endoplasmic reticulum. The record is from RefSeq and is a predicted model, not a curated record. NCBI's taxonomy places the organism in Eukaryota, Metazoa, Chordata, Actinopteri, Esociformes, Esocidae. The coding region runs from base 923 to 1459 and encodes 178 amino acids.
UUAAGUUGAUUAAGAACCAAUUAUUGACAGCAGCGACGUGGGGGAAAUGUUAUAACGGGGGAGAGAGGAGCAAUUAAGGGUAUACUCUCCUGACCCCCGUCCUCCUUUAAUUCUACACCCCUGCGGUAGAUACAACCAGCAACCUCAGCUAUUUGAUCAUGGCUUAUUAUUGGGACGCCUCCAUCGUUGGAAGGGGACAUUGGAAGAUCAAAUAAGCCACGCCCUGGAUCUUUUCCAGUCCCUUCAAUUUUGGACACUGCUGUAAAUAGCGGAGGCGCCUGCCAACGCUCAAAUGGAAAGACCGGAGGGAACGGGUUAAUUUCAUCCUCCGAUCGUCUUGGCCUGGGAAGGAAGGUGGCUGCUGAUUUAACAUAUUUUUUAACACUGCGUAGGGCGUGUACAUUUAGUACCGCCCCUCGUCUAGAACAACCAAGCAAAAAAGGCCAAUGGAAUCGAACCAUCCGGCACGCGUUACCAGAAACCACUCUGUCAUCGAGACAGCCGACCCAGAGACUUGUACCCGAAAUUGCAGCGAGGAUAUGCCACGCUGCAAUUGUGCGAAGCGGUGCUCAAGUGAAUUGCAGAUGAGACGAGCGGGAAAUACUUUUGUCUGCUUACUGCCCUGGCUCCGUCCAGAAAACAUUUCACAGUGAGAUGUCUCCUGGGCCACCCCUUCACGCAAUCGAGCCCUGGCUGGCACGACAAGUAGCCUAAUGAAAAAGAGGUGUAGCCAAGUGUUGUGGUUUGAAGUUGUCUGUCUUGGUUUCUGUAAUGUUUCUGACGUGAGCACAGCAGUAGCCUACACCUCUUUACUCUUCAGUGCUGGCCAGUUCGCACGCUUGCAUGCUUUCUUUCAGUGUAUUUAUCUACAUUACAGUUCAUAUACCUUUAUCAUUUUGUGGUAUCUUUCCGCUAAUACAAUAUGGGUAUUCUUCGUGUACUAGAGAUUAUAUUUUUCUUUUAUUUUGCUUCUCACAUUCCUAUUACAUUAUUAAUUGAUCUUCAAGCAUUGCUUCCCACACAGGUGUACCCAGAACAGCUAAAAUAUCUUUUGCGAUGGUAUGGGUCUGAGUUUAGAGAUCCCAUGAUGUUGGACCCGCCCGCCUGGUUCAAAUCUUUCAUCCUCUGCGAGGCCCUGUUGCAAACCCCUUUCUUUCCCGUUGCGGCUUACGCCUUCCUCAAAGGAGGCUGCAGGUGGAUCAGGAUCCCAGCCGUUGUGUAUUCCACCCACGUUGCCACCACCCUGGUCCCCAUCCUGGCCCACAUCCUCUACCAUCCCUUCCCCACUGAGCCACACCCUGGUCCCCAGACCCAGAAGGAGCGAUGGACCCUGGUGGCCAUCUAUGCUCCGUACCUCCUGGUUCCCGUGAUGCUGCUGUUGACCAUGCUCUUCAGUCCAGCGUACAGCCCCGGUGCACAGGGAGGGAAAGGUCCGGCGAAGUCGAAGAAGAUUAAAUAAGACUAUGUAAAACCUGGGAGCCGCUGGGUUUGUGCCGUCGAGCCAACUUGACGAGCCAAACAUGAAGGGCUUGAUAACUUGAACAUACAGUGGAUGUAUGUGAUGUAAAAGAAUGAGACAAUGUUAAAUCAUGUCCACUUUUAAUGAGACCUAUAAUGUGAAUAAUUCAAUUGAAAAACUAAUUGAAAACUUUUGAGGGGGAAAAAUAAAAACUUACUAUAACCUGGUUGCACAAGUGUGCACACCCUCUUAUAACUGGGGAUGUGGUUUUGUUCAGAAUUAACCCAUCAUAUUCAAAAUCAUCUUAAAUAGAAGUCCUUACACACCUGCCAUCAUUUAAAGUGACUCUGAUUAAUCACAAAUAAAGUUCAGCUGUUGUAGUAAGAUAUUCCAGAAUUUAUUUUGUUGCAUCUCAGAGCAAAAGCCAUGGUCCGCAGAGAGCUUCCAAAGCAUCAGAGGGAUCUCAUA